Trematomus bernacchii (emerald rockcod) is the source of this 1756-nucleotide messenger RNA. RefSeq names its product four and a half LIM domains protein 2. Gene Ontology annotation, cellular component: Z disc; nucleus. Bases 110 to 949 code for a protein of 279 amino acids. The transcript is spliced from 6 exons. The record is from RefSeq and is a predicted model, not a curated record. Lineage: Eukaryota; Metazoa; Chordata; Actinopteri; Perciformes; Nototheniidae. Gene Ontology annotation, molecular function: transcription coregulator activity.
AUGCAAUCAGGAGUGACUACAGCUCGCACAGCGCUCCUCGCUCAGUCUGCCCCAGACUCCGCACAGGCACACACUCCUCAGACAGGAAGGUGAGUGACUCCGGUUCAAAAUGACCGAGCGCUACGACUGCCACUACUGCAAGGAAUCCCUGUUUGGGAAGAAGUAUGUUCUGAGAGAGGAGAAUCCUUACUGUGUGAAAUGUUACGAGAGCCUGUACUCCAACACCUGCGAGGAGUGCAAGAAGCCCAUUGGCUGCAACACCAGGGAUCUGUCGUACAAGGACCGCCACUGGCACGAGGAGUGUUUCAUGUGCUUCCAGUGCAAGCGCUCGCUGGUGGAUAAGCCCUUCUCCACCAAGGAUGAAAAGCUCCUGUGCACCGAGUGCUACUCCAAUGAAUAUUCCUCCAAGUGCCACCAGUGCAAGAAAACCAUCAUGCCAGGCUCCAGGAAGAUGGAGCACAAGGGGAACAGCUGGCAUGAGACCUGUUUCACCUGCCAGAGAUGCCAGCAGCCCAUUGGCACCAAGAGCUUCAUCCCUAAGGACAACAGUAACUUCUGUGUGCCCUGCUACGAGAAGCAGUUUGCCAUGCAAUGUGUGCACUGCAAGAAGCCGAUCACCACUGGCGGUGUGACCUACCGUGACCAGCCCUGGCACAAGGACUGCUUCCUGUGCACCAGCUGCAAGCAGCAGCUGUCUGGCCAGAGGUUUACCUCCAGGGAUGACUUCGCUUAUUGUCUCAACUGCUUCUGCAACCUCUAUGCCAAGAAGUGUGCCUCCUGCACCACCCCCAUUAGCGGCCUCGGAGGCAGCAAGUACAUUUCCUUUGAGGAGCGCCAGUGGCACAACGACUGCUUCAACUGUAAGAAGUGCUCCGUGUCUCUGGUUGGCCGUGGCUUCCUCACCGAGCGAGAUGACAUCCUGUGCCCAGAGUGCGGCAAGGACAUCUAACUCAGUCUGAAGGAGAGGAGCACAUCCAACUGGCGAUAGAGGAUAGAGGAAUGACAGAGAUACAAUAUAUACCUAUAUCAGAGCACAGUGCAUAGCAUCUUUAAAACCUAGCAUUACUAUGAAUGUACAUUGUUAAAUGCCACGAAGUAAAAACUACUAACAGCAUUAUUUGGAUUUAGAAAGUUUAUUUAUGUUAAAUGUUAACUCUAUAAGAAAAGUUAUCACAAAUAAAAUAAGUGUUGGCAUUAAUGUGAAGACCUUUGCUUAUUGAAUAUGAAACAGCAACAAGUUUGCAGAGACACUGAAUAAAGCAUUUUGAAAUAAAUCUACGAUGAUUAUAUAGCCUAUCCGCUUUGACGUGUUAAUAAUUAUUGCUUUGUGCAUGGACUAGCUUGAUGUGAAGGAGUUGUGCUUUUACCAAUUAAAUAUAUUAAAGUGUGUCUUUACUCUGAUUACUGCCCACUGUAGUGCACGAGACCACAUGUAUUUCACACAAACAAGGGUUUAUUUAGGCAACUCUUUUAAUACAAAACCUAUGCAAGAUUGGCGUGUCCUAGACGUCUUAAAAUGAAUUUAAUAUUUUUUACCACAAGGUUAGUUUAAGAGUAAGUUAAGUACAGUAUAUGUUAUCAUACCGGCAUAUCAGACAUGAGUCACAAAGCUGCCGAGUUUCUAUUAUUAGAAUCAAGAAAAUAUUCAUUGUAUCGAGACAUUUAUUUUAAAAACCGUUAGUACAAACAUGACGACUAAAAAUGCUGUGUGACUCUUGUAUCUACAAUUCUAAAUAAAUAUACUUCAAAAAGACAA